This is a messenger RNA of Prunus dulcis (almond), 817 nucleotides long. RefSeq lists its product as uncharacterized. The coding region runs from base 23 to 658 and encodes 211 amino acids. The transcript has a single exon. The record is from RefSeq and is a predicted model, not a curated record. NCBI's taxonomy places the organism in Eukaryota, Viridiplantae, Streptophyta, Magnoliopsida, Rosales, Rosaceae.
CUCUCUCUCUCUCUCUCUCAAAAUGGGCAAUGCAGUGUCUCCGUGUUUUCCACAGAAAACAAACUUAGCUGUAAAAGUUAUAUUUUCAGAAGGAACCACAAGACUCCUCAGAGGAAAGCACGUAGCUGGAGAGAUCAUGUUCGAGUUUCCAGACCAAAUGGUUUGCCAUGCGGACUCUUUCUUCAUCGGCCACCCCGUCCCGGCGUUAGCCAUAGACGAUGAGCUCAUUCAUGGACAGACCUACUUUGUUCUCCCCCUUGAUUGCUUCGCAUGCAGGGUCCUCUCGGCCUCCUCGCUCGCCGCCUUAGGCUCCUCCUCAAGCCCCAACAAGAAGGCUCCGAUUAAUUUCGGAGAGUCCCCGUUCGAGUACAUAAAGGGUUCGAACGGGAAGGUCUUGAUCAAGGUUGUGCCAGACUUCAUAACAAGGCUAAUUACAAGAGCUAAUAAUAAGGAAAUUGACGGGCCGCCUGUUACUAGCCCUAGCAAUAGUUUUCUUUGUAGCACGCCUGAGUUGCAAAAGCACUAUGAACAGCUUGUUGGGUCUAAAGAGCAAUUGUGGUCGCCUAAGCUUGAUACCAUUUCUGAAUACAAGGUUAGGUUUUCACCAUGCAAAUUCAUAGGGCUGGAGUGGAAACAGAAAGAGAGUGAAGUCAUGUAAUUGUUUAAUCUCUUUUAUUAAUUGAGUGACAAAGUUAAUUGGUUAAUUUACUACCAGCUAGUACAUAUUGUGUUUUCUUCAUUCCUGUGUCCUGAUUCAUUCAUGAGUUGUAAAAAGUUGAUUAUAUAAUAGGAAAUUAAAAUUGCUUUCUUAGUUGUA